CAUCACUGCAAGUGAGGUCGGGCUCCGUGAAAGUGAAACUGCUUUAAAAAUAAAGCUUUCAAACGCCUUUAAAACAGAAUAUUUGUGAAACUUUCAAAGACGAACGUGAGCACAGCUGAUUCUCACUCACAGCAAUGUCAUCUUCCCGUGAUCCUCUGGCUGAGGAGCUUCAGUGUUCAGUGUGUCUGGAUGUGUUCACUGAUCCAGUCAGCACUCCAUGUGGACACAACUUCUGUAAGAGCUGCUUGAACCAGUGCUGGAACAACAGUCAGGAGUGCAUCUGUCCAUUGUGUAAAGAAACUGUCAUUAAAACACCCGACCUCAAGAUCAACACAGCACUUAGACAGGUUGUGCAACUGUUUCAGAAAAAGUUUGGUAUGAGUAAAUCUGAAGUUUUCUGUGACAUCUGUGAUGACAGAAAGAUAAAAGCCCUGAAGUCCUGUCUGGUGUGCCAGGCCUCUUAUUGUGAAACUCAUUUGGAGCCUCAUCAGAGAGUCACAAACUUCAAGAAACACAAACUGAUGGACCCUGUGAAGAAUAUAAAUCACUAUUUAUGCCAGAAACACGAGAGACCUCUGGAGCUGUUCUGCAGAGAUGAUCAGACGUAUUUGUGUGUGUUUUGCACUGAUGGAGACCACAAGACUCACAACACUGUUCCUCUAGAGGAGGAGAGUAAAAAGAAAAAGACUCAGCUGAUGAAAACACAAAAACACGUGCAGCAGAUGAUCCAGGACAGAAUCAAGAAGAUUCAAGACAUCAAACACUCAGCAGAACUCAGAAAAUCAAGCACAGAGCAAGAGAAAGCAGCCAGUGUUGAGCUCUUCAGUGAUCUGAUACGCUCUAUUGAGAGAUGUCAGACUGAGCUGCUGGAGAUGAUGGAGGAGAAGCAGAAAGCAGCAGUGAAACAGGAUGAAGAGCUCACUCAAGAGCUGCAGCAGGAAAUCACUGAACUCAAGAUGAGAAACAGUGAGCUUGAUCAUCUCUUACAUAUUGAGGAUCACCUCCACCUCCUACAGAUUGAUCCAUCCCUGUGCAGUCCUCCACACACCAGGAACUGGUCUGAGAUCAGUAUGAACACUGAUGUGAGUGUGGAGACUCUGAGGAGAGCUCUGACUCAACUUCAGGAAAACCUAGAUGAGAAACUCAGUGAAACUGUGUUGAGGAGGAUGGAGCAGUAUGCAGUGGAUGUGACACUGGAUCCCGAUACAGCUCAUCCGUAUGUCAUCCUGUCUGAUGAUGGGAAACAAGUGAGAACUGAAGACAUUAAACAAAAGCCCCCAAACAACUCAGAAAGGUUUGAUUAUAGCUUCUGUGUCCUGGGAAAAGAGGGAUUCUCCUCAGGGAGAUUUUAUUUUGAGGUGCAGGUGAAGAGAAAGACUGGAUGGAUUUUAGGAGUGGCCAGAGAAUCUAUUAACAGGAAGGGACUGAUCGCAGUGAGUCCUCAGGAUGGAUUCUGGACUGUGGGUCUGUGGAAUGGGAAUGAAUAUAGAGCCCAUGCUGGUCCGUCUGUCUCUCUGUCUCUGAGAGUGAAGAUGCAGAAGGUGGGGGUGUUUGUGGAUUAUGAGGAGGGUCUGGUCUCAUUCUAUGAUGUGAAUUCCAGAUCUCAUAUCUACUCUUUUACUGAUCAGUCUUUCAAUGAGAAACUCUAUUCCUUCUUCAGCCCAUUUCCUAAUGGUGAAGGUAAAAAUUCAGCACCACUGAUCAUUUUACCUGUUAAUUACCUUUGUUAAUUAUCAAAUCAUUAUAUUUUUCCCUUCACCUUUUUAGCUUUAC
Labeo rohita (rohu) is the source of this 1773-nucleotide messenger RNA. Its product is annotated as E3 ubiquitin-protein ligase TRIM39-like. The record is from RefSeq and is a predicted model, not a curated record. The coding region runs from base 135 to 1730 and encodes 531 amino acids. The transcript has 7 exons. Gene Ontology annotation, molecular function: protein binding; zinc ion binding. Lineage: Eukaryota; Metazoa; Chordata; Actinopteri; Cypriniformes; Cyprinidae.